CCCGCGAAGCCCCGCCUACUUUCACUGAGGGAUGAAACAUUCUGGUUUAUCGACCAAUCGAAAACAACCAAGUGAAAAACAUCACACCUGGUAUUCAAUGUAGCGAAAACAGCGGUAUAAGUAUCAGACUUUAUACCAUGUUAUCGAGUUCGUGUUUUAAAUUAUUGUUUAGUAGCAAUUAAUGAUACAAAAUAUACCACUGAAAUACCACACACGAAAUCACAUCGUGCAUUUUCUUAAUUGGACGUUUAUGUGUAGCGAGGGACCCAUGCCUGUGAUUUGACUACAGCAGUCGGGCGACAUUAAAAAGUGACUUAGAACUUAUCAAAAUUUCUCAAUGAUUUUUCAAGGGAGCAAUACGGACAACCUACCCAUGGCGUAUAACCCGUUUUUUCUCCAUCGACCCUCGGAUUACGGUUCCCUAUUGGCCCAGCAACAGUACCUCUCCAACAUAGCACUACAGUCACCCGGGUAUGCAGCUUCCCUCUUCCCAAAGCUUGGUCGCAGUCCCCUCAGUGGGGAUAUGCUACACUCCCUGGGGUCCAGACAUUUGCGAGGAUUGGAACCCCCAGAGACCGAAGUUCACGAUGACCCAAAGGUGGAAUUAGACAGCAAAGACUUAUGGGACCAGUUCCACAAAAUUGGCACAGAAAUGGUUAUAACAAAGUCUGGAAGACGCAUGUUUCCUCCAUUCAAAGUGAGAGUUUCUGGAUUGGAUAAACGAGCAAAAUACAUCCUUCUCAUGGACAUUGUUCCUGUGGAUGAUUGCCGCUAUAAAUUCCACAACGGCCGCUGGGUGGUGGCGGGAAAAGCCGACCCAGAAAUGCCAAAACGAAUGUACAUCCACCCCGACUCCCCCAGCACGGGGGAACAAUGGAUGCAAAAGGUGGUCUCCUUCCACAAACUGAAACUAACCAACAACAUCUCAGACAAGCACGGAUUCACAAUCAUGAAUUCCAUGCACAAGUACCAGACUCGUUUUCAUUUAGUCCGGGCCAAUGACAUUUUGAAACUUCCGUAUUCCGCGUUCCAGACCUUCGUCUUCAAGGAAACAGACUUCUUCGCUGUGACAGCGUACCAAAAUGAAAAGAUUACACAGCUGAAAAUUGACCAUAACCCGUUCGCCAAAGGUUUCCGAGAUACUGGAGCCGGAAAACGGGAGAAAAAUACCAGAAAAGUCAUAACACACAAUGGUCAACCAGCCUUAAUAUCACCUGACAAGUCUCGAACAGAUGACGCUCAAAGCGAUGAUGAAGACAACGAGGAAAUUUGUGUCGAUGAAACAGAUGAUAUGUUGAGCGAUGUGUCGUCUGCUCACCAACUUAAGACCCUAGCAAAUACCGAACAAGAAAAGUCUAAUCCUGCAGACCAAACCACACCGAAAAAAUCAGAAUCUCCCACACAUCCAUCAGACAGGGAAACCCCCACAACCCCUACAGAACCUCUGAAACCCCGCAACAGUCAAAGCGAUAUUUCAUCACCGAAUGCCGAUGAAUUCAAUCGGUCCGACGUCAGUAAUUCUACAUUUAAGAGCAUGAGUGACCAUGAAGCAGACAGUAGCGAUGAAAGCAUCCGCGAUGAUCGUCGUAAGUCGCCAGACUUGUCAUCAAGUGCUUCACCGAUUGAAAGCAUCUGCAAGGAGCCCACGAAACCACCCAAUGUGACUGUGGUUCAGCCCUCUGCCACACACGCCAUGUUCCCCUUCAUGUACCCCUCCAAUGGGCUUUUUUCUGCACCUUCCUCGAUGCCUUUUCCACUGGGACACAUGUUCGGAAACUCCCCAUUUUCUUCUCAGCUUUCAUUCUUCAGUUCUCCGCAAACCGACAUGAACAGUUUACCAACAACACAUCCAUUGUCUCUGUCGCUGAGUUCGCUUUCUCCACACAAUCAGACACUUUUGCAACCGACAUAUUCUACCGGAAGUUCAUUUACCGGAAGUAGUUCUUUCUCCCCUCCACACGCACAAGGAUCUCAGAUUGGACCUAUGUUUACGUCUCGUACUAGUCCUAGAUUUACGCCUUACUCCCUCCCCACCACAAAAACAACCUUGUCCAGUUCUAACUCUCCUGUCACUUCAGCAAACAUAGGACUAGGUUGUGCUCCAGAUUUAAUCUCACCACGUACACAUGGGUACGAUCAUAACUCGUCACAAAAUCGAAGUCCGGUGUCUUUAAACAUUCCUUCUACUUUUAAUACACAAAAUAGAAACAAUGAGCUGCAAAGCAUGGAGAGGAUGUUAACGGGACUAGAUCGCAGCAAAAUGAUGGCGAGUAGUCGCAAUGAAAAUAAACCGUGACAAACUAUACCUUUAAACAAACGGGUGAUAUCAUAAACUUAGCUUUGUGUUACGUCGUACAUGUAUGUUGUAUUAUGAUUUAUACUGAGCAGAAUGAUCAAUAUCUAAUCCCUUUUCUCUAGUCAAUCGUCAUUGAAUAAAUGAGAGUGAUUUUAAUAUAAUUUUGCAUUCUAUAUAUAUCUAGGUAGUUUUGUAUCGGUACGUGUAGAAUUGAUGUAUAUAUAGAUUCGUUACUAGAAACGCAUUGUUAUUGAUCUAUUUUCCCUGUUAACAUUGUACGUAUAUGCAUGUAAAUCGUUACUAUUUUUCAUAUAGUUCUUUCUUCACUUGGCGUAACAAUUUUGCUAAGGUGUAUGAGGGUUCCAUUAAAAUUCAUAUGGGCAUAGUGCAAUAAUUCGUUCUAUUGAAUAUGGAAAAUAAAGCAAAGAAAACAUGUUUAGAAAGUCUUAUGUUUUAACAUAGAAAGGAAUUCGAAUGUUGCUGCUUACAUUUUUAUAUCAAAGAGUGAUGUGAGGUUUCAUAUAAUAGGGAUAAACUGCGAAUAAAAAUAACUUGAUUCUCAGGUAGAAAUGGUUCACGAAAAUUGAAAAACAUUUCGUACAUGUUGAAAAAAUUAACAAAAGAAAAAAAUUGAAAGUAGUACACCUGGGGUUUAGGGAAGAUGAGCUGCAUUUCCCGGCCGUUUCUGUUGCAAUUCUCAUCUUCCAUAAAUUCGGUAUGGUUGAUAUGUAUACCUGUGCAGGUAUAGAAUAUUUAGGGUCCUUUGUUAUACCCAAUACUAUCUUUGUCUAUCUAUCCACAUCUUGCGCAAGAGGUCCUUUGGAGUCGCCCGAUGUUCACACCGAUAGGGUCAUAGCUCUAUGUCGAUCAUUGUUUCCAGAAAUCACAGAGUUCCUGUUCAGACCUUUGCAAAGAUUGCCUUCUGUGUACAGUUCAUAUUUCUAUUCGUGUCGUUUACAAUUUGUUCACCUAAGUUUCAAUGGACGCGAUAGAUAAUUUUUUGCAGGUGUAUAAAUCGACAAGUUUAUGAAAAGAACUCGGCGAGGCGUUUCAAAAAGCUCUUGGUGGUGCGCUUGUGAAUAUGUUUGUAAAAGACCCCAAUACGGGUCAAAGAUAUUUGUUGUAAUACGAUAUCUUAGUGAGGAAUUUUGAAGUAAUAUACCCCCUUCAUAGGAUAAGUAAAAUGUAUGACUUUUUUCUACUUUGACAAUUUAUCGUUUUUUGAUUGUAUUGUGUAAUAUUCUUCGAGCGAAAGUUUUAAGCUAUAAAAGGCUUACUUUGUGUAUUCAUUACAUAUCAAUUGUCCCAGUAUACGUUCUAAUGAUGGUACAUUGCAUAUAAUUAGAUUCAUAGUUCAAUGUUUAUAGAAGUCCAUUUUUGAUAUAUAAAGUUAACUUUUUUUUAAAUAAAGAGUAUAUUUUACAGGCAC
Molecule: messenger RNA, 3725 nt
Organism: Ostrea edulis (European flat oyster)
Lineage: Eukaryota; Metazoa; Mollusca; Bivalvia; Ostreida; Ostreidae
Product: T-box transcription factor TBX2b-like
Exons: 6
Coding region: 338-2296 (652 amino acids)
Biological process (GO): cell fate specification; positive regulation of DNA-templated transcription; regulation of transcription by RNA polymerase II
Cellular component (GO): nucleus
Molecular function (GO): RNA polymerase II cis-regulatory region sequence-specific DNA binding; DNA-binding transcription factor activity, RNA polymerase II-specific
Source: RefSeq, a predicted model, not a curated record